Trichoplax adhaerens is the source of this 222-nucleotide messenger RNA. RefSeq lists its product as uncharacterized. The transcript is spliced from 2 exons. Gene Ontology annotation, biological process: actin filament bundle assembly. Gene Ontology annotation, molecular function: actin filament binding. The annotation marks the transcript as partial. The record is from RefSeq and is a predicted model, not a curated record. Lineage: Eukaryota; Metazoa; Placozoa; Uniplacotomia; Trichoplacea; Trichoplacidae. Gene Ontology annotation, cellular component: plasma membrane; actin cytoskeleton.
CAAAAUCAAACAUGUAAAUUAUGUGGUAAAGUAGCUUAUUUUAUGGAGCGAUUAGAAGCCGAUGGAAAAUGUUAUCACAAGACUUGCUUUCGCUGUACAGAGUGUAAAAAAACGUUGAGUGCUGGCAAUUUUGCUGGUUUGCGUGGAGUACUAUAUUGCAAGCCUCAUUUUAAACAACUAUUUAAGUUGAGAGGUAAUUACGAUGAUUCUUUCCAGCAAAAA